Messenger RNA from Petromyzon marinus (sea lamprey), 3081 nucleotides. Lineage: Eukaryota; Metazoa; Chordata; Hyperoartia; Petromyzontiformes; Petromyzontidae. The record is from RefSeq and is a predicted model, not a curated record.
AUGUUAACUACCCAGCCUGCGUCCCGACAUGCCAAGGUGUACGUUGAUCCCUACACGUAUGAGGAUCCCAACGAGGCUGUCCAGGAGUUUGCCCGCGACAUCGACCCGGACAGCGUCCAGAUCGAGCGAGUCAUCGGAUCCGGCGAGUUUGGCGAGGUCUACCGCGGCACGCUGCUGGCUCCCGGCGUCCGCAGCGGCAGCGUCCUCCUGCUCGCCACGCCGCCACCUGCCUCCUCCUCCUCCUCCUCCUCCUGCGCCCUGCCUCCACCGGCGUCCUGCCGCCCACUCGCCAGGUCCCCUUCGCCGCCGCAGCAGCCGCAGCCGCAGCUGUCCACAAAGCGCGGAGGCGGCGGAGGCGGUGGAGGAGGCGGCGGCGGAGGCGGCGGAGGCGGCGGAGGCGGCGGCAGCGUCGUGGCCGUGAAGACGCUGAGGGCCGGCCACACCGCCCGGCAGCUGCGCGACUUCCUGUGCGAGGCCAGCCUCAUGGGGCAGUUUCGGCACGGGAACGUCGUGCGCAUGCUGGGGGUUGUCACGAGGGGCCCCGCGGUGAUGAUCGUGACGGAGUUCAUGGAGAACGGCUCGCUCGAUGCGUACCUGCGGCGACGUGAUGGGCAACUCUCUGAGGGUGCCCUGCUGGGCAUGCUGGCGGGCGUUGCGAGCGGCAUGUGCUACCUGUCAGCCAUGGGCUACGUCCACCGCGAUCUGGCGGCACGCAACGUCCUGGUGGACGCCUGCGGGGCCUGCAAGGUGUCCGACUUUGGCCUCUCAAGGGCCGUGGACGACCAGGACGUUGACCCGGCCUACGUCAGCUCGUGGGGCGGCAAGAUCCCAAUCCGCUGGACGGCGCCCGAGGCCAUCCGGUGCCGGGCCUUCACGACGGCCAGUGACGUCUGGAGCUUUGGCGUCCUCACCUGGGAGGUCCUCUCCUACGGCGACAGGCCCUACUGGAGCAUGAGCAACCAUCAGGUGAUCGAGUCGGUGGAGAGGGGCUACCGGCUGCCACCCCCCCUCGACUGCCCCCCGGCUUUGCACACCCUGAUGCUCGACUGCUGGGAGGCCGAGAGGGCUUCGAGGCCCAGCUUCGGGCAGAUCCUGUCUCGCCUGGAGGGGCUGCAGGAGAACCCACGUGCUUUGGGGGGCGCCGCGGGUGGACGGAGAGCCUCGGGCGGUGUCCGGUCGGCCGUCUACCACAACGUUCCCGAGCUGCUGAGUUUCCCGAGCGUUGCCGAGUGGCUUGACGCCAUCGGCAUGGCCAUGCACCAGGCCAGCUUCCAGGAGGCCGGCUUCACGAGCUUCCCGCUCGUCCACCAGAUCACCCAGGAGGACCUGCUGAGGAUAGGAGUCCACCUGCCGGGACACCAGAAGAAGAUCCUCUACUCCAUCGAGGCCAUGAAGGCACAAGCAUCUCAGCCCACAGUCUCCUAACGCCACCACCACCACAACAACCAUCACAACCACCACAACCACCACAACCAACACAGGAAGGAUCCCUCCUCCAGCCUUCAGCUCCCACAGUGGCCUCCUCCACAGCUUUAAUCAUCUGCAGGACCUUCUCAGUGAUACGCAGGGCCUUUUCAAUGGCCCAUAGGACUUUCUAAAUGGUCUGUGGUAGGACGUUCUGGAGGAUCUGCAGGACAUUCUCAGUGACCUGUAGGACCUUCUUAGGGAUCUGCAGGACCUUCUCAAUGACCUGUAGGACCUUCUCAAUGACCUGUAGGACCUUCUCUACGACCUGUAAGACCUUCUCAGUGACCUGUAGGACCUUCUUAAUGACCUGUAGGACCAUCUCAAUGACCUGUAGGACCUUCUCAAUGACCUGUAGGACCUUCUUAAUGACCUGUAGGACCAUCUCAAUGACCAGUAGGACCUUCUCAAUGACCUGUAGGACCUUCUCUACGACCUGUAGUACCUUCUAAGUAUCUGUAGGACCUUCUCAGGGAUCUGCAGGACCUUCUCAAUGAUCUGCAGGACAUUCUCAAUGACCUGUAAGACCUUCUCAAUGACCUGUACGACCUUCUCAAUGAUCUGUAGGACCUUCUCAAUGACCUGUAGGACCUUCUCAGUGACCUGUAGGACCUUCUCUACGACCUGUAGGACCUUCUCAAUGACCUGUAGGACCUUCUCAAUGACCUGUAGGACCUUCUCAAUGACCUGUAAGACCUUCUCUACGACCUGUAGGACCUUCUCAAUGACCUGUAGGACCUUCUCAAUGACCUGUAGGACCUUCUCAAUGACCUGUACGACCUUCUCUACGACCUGUAGGACCUUCUCUACGACCUGUAAGACCUUCUCAAUGACCUGUAGGACCUUCCCAAUGACCUGUAGGACCUUCUCUACGACCUGUAAGACCUUCUCAAUGACCUCCAGGACCGUCUCAAUGACCUGUAGUACCUUCUCUACGACCUGUAGUACCUUCUCUACGACCUGUAGGACCUUCUCAAUAACCUCUGGGACUCUCUCCAGACACUCACACGCAAUAGCCUCUGAAACCCAUGAGACCUCAGCAACCUACAGAUCUUCAAGAUCUUCUCAGUAUUAUCCGGGACCUUCUCAUAAAUCUCAAGGACCUUCUCAAGGACGUCCAGAUCCUGUAAGGAACCCUUUAAAAAAAUCCUCCGGGACCUUCUCAACAACCUCCAGAUCCUGUAGCGGUCUUCUCAAGAACCUAUUAGAACCUUCUCAACAACUGCCAUAUUAUGUAGGAACCUUCUGAAAAAUCUCCAGGACCUUCUCAACAACUGUCAGAUUAUGUAGGAACCUUCUCAACAAUCUCCAGGACCUUCUCAACAACCGCCAGAACCUGGAGAACCAUCUCUCACCAAUCUCCUAGGACCAACUCAACAACUGUCAGAUUAUGUAGGAACCUUCUGAAAAAUCUCCAGGACCUUCUCAACAACUGUCAGAUUCUUUAGGAACCUUCUCAACAACCAUCUCCAGAGCCUGGAUAACCAUCUCUCAGCAAAUUUCCUAGGACCAACUAAACAACUGCUGGAUUAUUUUAGGAACCUUCUGAAAAAUCUCCAGGACCUUCUCAACAACCUCCAGAACCUGGAGAACCAUCUCUCACCAAUCUCCUAGGAC